GAAUCCAUCCACACUGAUUACAAACACGGAAAUUAAGAAGGUGGACGUCAGCGUUGCACGACUGCAGGAUUCAUAGUCUAUGGAUUUUCUGCAGCUGCUAUCAUGUGCGUGCAUCAUUUUCACCGUCGGGAUGUUCACGACGGGAUUGACAGACUUGAAGAAAAUGAAGGCCACACAGAGUGCAGAUAACGUACAGUUUCUGCCCUUCCUCACCACAUGCUUGAAUAAUCUAGGUUGGCUCUACUAUGGAUUACUAAAGGGAGAUGGAACAUUGAUAUCUGUAAACAUCAUUGGGGCCUUUUUACAGACCUUAUACAUCAUCACCUACUGUCACUAUACCAAAGACAAGAAGCGAGUGUUCUCGCUGACACUGGCGAUGGUGAGUGUGUUGUGUGUAGGCUGGGUGUAUUUUACUGUGGUUAUUCCUCCUGGAGAAGCUCAACUCUCUCAGCUGGGCCUGGCCUGCAGUGUGUUCACCAUCAGUAUGUACCUCUCUCCACUCGCUGAUCUCCUGGAUAUUGUGCGAACUAAGUCUGUGGAGCGCUUGUCUUUUUCCUUGACCGUCGCUACAUUUUUCACAUCAACAUCAUGGACGCUGUAUGGCCUUCAACUGCAUGACUAUUAUAUCAUGGUGCCCAACACCCCUGGCAUCUUUACUAGCAUCAUUCGCUUCUUCCUCUUCUGGUGGUUCGGAGCUGUGAUUCCAAACAAGUCCUCCUAUAAAUUGAUCCAAAUCUGAGAGAGGAUUUUGAUUGAAUGUGAUUGAAUUGAAUGAAUUGCCUUCUCUACUUUCCUUUACCCAAGCCAGACAUUCUGGUUUCCUUCACAUCUGACUUUCAUGAUGCCAUCUGAACUCAGAGCUCUAGUGAAACUGCCACUUUAAAUUCUGUGAAGACAGACAGUUUUCACUUUUUUCUUUGUCUUUUUAGGCAAAGGCAUAAUUUACCCAAAAAUGAAAAUCCUGUCAUAAUUUACUCAUCAUCAUGUUAUUCUGUGUUAGUGACUUCCUUUUGAGGAACAUGAAGUCAGUGGUAAAUCAAUGGUAAACAAAACUGUUCAGCUGCCAACAUUCUUCAAAAUGUCAUCGCUUGCUCAAAAAAAAAAAAAAAAAAAAUACAAAUUGUGAAUUUACUCACUUAUAUUAUUCCAAACCUGUAUGACAUAUUUUCUGCUUUUUCUGCAUGAAAUGUCGAAGAAUUGGAACAGUAGCUUUCAGUGUCAACAUUAUACUAUAGUUGUCAUCAUAUCAAGUUUUCUGAAGCUGUAAGUUAAGAUUUAAUAAACUAAAAAUCUUGAUCUUAGCUCUUCUUGGCACCUGUUUCAUGAACAAAUUAUUCUUGGUCUUUUUAAUGAAUUUGUUCAUUCAUCUGAAUAACUCCAGCUCAAGUAUGACUGAUCCAGUUCUUGAGCUCACUGGAGGGAAUAUUAUCAGAUUAUCAUUUAAACUUAUAUGAAGCAAACAUGUCUUUAAGAUUUAUUUUAUGAUACUUGUAUAUCAUGAAAGUUCCUGUACACUUUUUUUUUUUUUUUUUUUUUAAUUGGGUGGAAAAGAAUCUUCUCAGAAUGUCUAAGUAAGUCAUACAGGUUUUGAAUGAAUAAGGAUGAGUAAAUAAUGACAGUACAUUAAUAUCUUUUGAAUUUUAAGUUCUCUGAGUGACAGAUUAUUUUCACUUGAUCUUUUUGGUUAAUCCUUGUAUGGAUGAGGAUGCUCUCAGUUUGUUUGCAGGUAUUUCUUAGGUAAUAGGUGUUCAAAUCUGCAAACACAACAGACCUUUAACCGAGAGCUCAAACCUGUUUGUUCCCUUAUGAAAAUUAACCAUAGAUUUAUUAUAGUAAAAGUGUAGUAACCAAGUUUUUUUGGCUGUUUGGUUACCAUUUGAAUAACCAAAGUUUUACUACAAAUACUAUGGUUAGUGUAGCCAAACCAUGUGGUUAAUUUGUGGUUACUAUAAUUUAACUACAAUAACCAUGGUUGUUUUUUUUGUUGUUGUUGUAGAAAAACCAUGGUUAAUUUUCAUAAGGGUUGUUUCAGCCCUUUCUCUGAAAGUGAUGUGUUACUGUUAAGCAGGUACAGUUCUAUUACUUAAUGAAUGUAGUGUGUUCAGGUUGUUAAGUAAUCAUAGGGUACUUUAUUAUAAUAUCAUUCUUAAUUGUGUCCAUAUGGCAGUUUGGCAGCUAUUUAAUCAUUAUCCAACUCAAGGGACAAAAUGCCCAAAAGAAACAUUAUGUGCAUAAAACCUUCCUUUGUGCAGAAGAAUAACACAAACAUAGAAAAUUAGUUUGACUGAAUGAUGUUUAAUUCAAAAUAUCGGUCUCUGAGAUUUCAGGAAACAGGACAUUUUGUAUGUCUCUGUUCACAAUUCUCGUUUUGUAGCUGGAAAAAAAAAAAGUUGUUUUUCUUAAUACUGUCACUGUCAGAACAUUGUUCUUUACAAUGAGCCAAUAAAAACAAUAAUAUAAAUAAACAAUAACUUUAUACAUUCCCCUCCCUCAGAGAAAACCAAAGUUGCACUAAUCUGAAAGGCUUUAUUAACUGAGUUGCGGUGACAGUCAGGAUAUAAGGGGAGGAAUAAUCAGCAAGUUUACUUUUAUUUAAAUUUACAUAUUCAUAACCUGUAAGAUUAAACGCUUAAUGGUGCGUAUGCUAAACUGGUUUGAUCUGUGAUAGACAAACUUUAAUUAUAUAUCUUACUGUACAUUAUUCAUAUUUUAUUCACUACAGCCUUUCCAAGUCUCCAAGACUGGGCUUUGUGAAUAUAAAAAAAGGGUUAUUAUGAUCAUUUAAAACAUAGCAACUUUGUUUUAUUGUUAUAUUGUUUAUGGCUUUGGUGUUGUAAGUUCAUUUUUUGUGAGUGUUUUUAUGUUCCUUUGUACGAUUUUAUAUCCUAUGCAACAGUGUGUAUUAUAUCUAAGGGGAUUUAGAGGGAUGUUCUUUCUGGAGUUUACUGAAAAAAUCGCUCAAAUAAAUUUUACAUAACAUAUAA
Cyprinus carpio (common carp) is the source of this 2984-nucleotide messenger RNA. It is a transcript of the gene slc50a1, whose product is annotated as solute carrier family 50 member 1. Gene Ontology annotation, biological process: carbohydrate transport. NCBI's taxonomy places the organism in Eukaryota, Metazoa, Chordata, Actinopteri, Cypriniformes, Cyprinidae. Gene Ontology annotation, molecular function: sugar transmembrane transporter activity. Gene Ontology annotation, cellular component: membrane. The record is from RefSeq and is a predicted model, not a curated record.